AUGAGCCUGAUCACCGACUGUAAAUCCGAUUCGGACUUUACGGCCUUCUUGGUCAAAGCGGAAGCAACUCCAGUUAUUGUCGAUUUCUACGCAACGUGGUGGGUAUUUUUAUCUUGUAUUUGAAAUUUAGGUUGAUCACAGUAAUUUAGUGGUCUUUUAGGUGCGGACCAUGCAAUAUGAUUGCACCGACGUUCCGCGACUUGGCCGGGAAAUAUCCGCAAUUGAAGUUCGUUAAAGUUGAUGUUGACAAAUGUCCACAGACCAAGACUAAGUUUGAGAUCGCCGCCAUGCCAACGUUUGUUGCUGUGAUCAGCGGGUAAGAAAUAUUUUUUAUUUUCGGAGCGAUGUGAAUAUUGUAAUGGGAACUCGAUUUUUUUCAUCCGACCGGCCUUUCUAAUGCCUAAUCUUGUUUUAGUCAGCGUAUGGAUCUCAUCAAAGGUGCGGACCCCAAUGCCCUCCAUAACUUUGUCAAGAAGUGGGCAGAAAACGCCGCUCCAUUGGAACCAUCUCCAGUGCCAGGACAAUCCGAUCUAGGAACGUUUAUUGACAAGAGUGGAGUCGAAUGCUUGAAUGAAGAUGACUCCAAAAACAUUCAAGGUCUUCUUGGAGGACGAUCUGAGUUGAGAUCCGACUGUGACGAGCAGCUGAUCAUCAACAUUCCGUUCGUUUCUCCCGUGAAGAUUCAUUCGAUCGAGAUCAGAGGAAAAGGUAGGUGAAUUUUGUUUUUAUUCGGGAUUUAGAUCUGACUAGAGGCUAUUAGGAGUAUCAAUACACGACUCGAUUUCUGCAUUCCAUUUUACGAAAGGGUUUAGAAUUUUUGAUCUAAAUUAAUAUAAGGCUUAUGCCAGUUACAUUAUCCUCUUUUUAGGCGACCACGGACCCAAGGACGUCAAGGUGUUUGCCAAUGUCACGACUACCCUUGAUUUCGACAAUGCUCAAAAUGCCGAGCCCAUUCAGAAUCUCAAUUUUGAGGCGGACUCACUUCAAAAUCUGAAGUUUGUCAAAUUCCAAAACGUGAAGAACAUUCAACUGUUCAUCGCCAACAACAAAGGAGAUCAUGACGUUACGAUUAUCGAAGAUCUAAGACUUUAUGGCCAAGUCCUCGGACAAACUCAGAUGACUGAUUUCAAACGGGUAAGGAUAAUAUAUUUUUGGGUUUUGGGAUGAAUAAUAUUGACUUUUCUACCUUCAGGUGGCCGGCAAAGUCGGCGAAGUUGGUCACUGA
This is a messenger RNA of Bursaphelenchus xylophilus (pine wood nematode), 1225 nucleotides long. Lineage: Eukaryota; Metazoa; Nematoda; Chromadorea; Rhabditida; Aphelenchoididae. The record is from the annotation of a GenBank genome assembly.